GAAUUAACAGAAAUUAUGAGACAAAAGGAUGAUAAGACUUUUGCCAUUGCAUUAAGUAAUAUAGCUAAAGGAACAAUGACAGAUGAAGAUAUUAAUUUAUUAAAGUCCCGAAUUGUUUCAACUGAAAAUUUGGAAACGAUUGAAGAUGCCAUAAGGAUAUUCAGAAGCAAUGCUGAAGUUGAUGCCUACAAUACAAAAGUAUUGGCUAAUCUUAAUGCUGAAGGUGCAACUGCCAAUGCAUAUGACUUUUGUAUUGGUGAUGGACUUGCAUCAUUAAAAGAAAAAGUGUUGAACAACGUAAAGAAUCUCAAAACAACUGAAACUUAUGGCUUACCACUUAAAAUCGAUUUGAAAGUGGGCGCUAAGUAUAUGUUGACAGUCAAUUCUGAUACUGAAGAUGGAUUAGUCAAUGGUGCUUGUGGAAAAUUAGUAAUGAUUGAUUACGGAAAACUUCAAAAAACCAAUGAAACAGUACCAUGUAGAAUAUGGAUUAAAUUCAAUGGAGAAAAAACUGGAAGAAAAGCUAGAGCCAAUUUUCACAAUGUAAUGCGUAAUAGAAAUAUUGAUUCUAGUCUUACACCAAUCGAACCAGUAAUACGUCAAAUAAAUACGAAGUCAACAAACUUCAAAGUAGAACGGAAGCAGUUUCCAAUAGUACCUUGUGAAGCUAUGACCAUAUACAAAAGUCAAGGCGGUACUUACGAGAAGGUUGUUGUCAAUUUGAAGAAGGGAAUGACAAGAUCUGAAUUAUAUGUUGCUUGUAGUCGUGCAACAAAAGCAAGUGGUUUAUACUUAAUUGGAGACUUCGUUCCACCAAAACCACCUGAACGUAAUGAUGCAGUGACGUUGAUGUUCAAAACUAUGAGAUCCGAGCGAAUGCUGAAAUUUUCGCUUGCAUUUCCUGAAGAAUCUGAAGAGAAAAAAUUUUCCAUUAUCUUUCAUAAUGUACAAUCAUUGAAUAAGCAUAUUUCAGAUGUUAAAUUUGACAAAACAUUUUUCUCUUCUUCCAUGAUAAGUCUUGUUGAAACAUGGACAAAACCAAGUGAUAACUUAGAAAUUGAAGGUUUUAAGAUAGUUCACAGACGUGAUUGUCAUGAUGUACGAAAACCAUUCGGUCAAAUCAUUUAUUUAAAAAAUGAUUUAAAAUUCGAAAAUAUCACCGAAAGAUAUGAAUAUUCAGGCAAAGAUCAUAUUGAAUAUUCUUCGAUAAAAGUUGAUGAUAUUUGUAUAAUUUCCGUUUAUAAUUCACCAAAUUCAUCAUUCGAUGUCCUAAGACGACAUAUGAAUGAAGUUAUAACUAUUUCAAAAAGAUUUUGUGAUAAUAUAAUUGUCGUUGGUGAUUUUAAUAUAAACUUGAAGAUUAAAAUCAAUAACAAAUUUAUUGAAUAUAUGAAAUCAUUUGGACUUAGUUUGAAUAAUACACUAAAUAAAGAUUCAACUAAUGCAAAAACACAAAUUGACUAUUGUUUCACUAAUAUGAAAGACGUAAAGUCUGAUUAUUUUGAAAGUCUUACAAGUUUUCAUAAACCAAUAUGGAUAAGAAAACAUAAAGUUUUGACUAAGUUUCAUUUGGAUGAAACCGAAGACAUUCGUACAAAUAUACCUUUUAAUAUUGAAGAUGUUAUAGCUGAUGAUCAAUCUGACACGAUGGAAGUCGAUGAGAAAUUCGUUUUUGAAUGUCAUGAAACAGUCGAUAAGAAUGAACAAAUUGACUUAGAUAUGUCCUUCCAAUUAGAAGAUCUCAAAGUGAAUGAGCCAUUUGAUACGAUGGAAACUGAAGAAAAAUCUUUUCCCACAAACUAUGAAAUCAUUGAUUCAGACUCAAGGAAGAUUCUUGAUCAUUUUCUCCUUCUACUUGAAUUUGAUAAUGCUGCAGGGACUACCCAAAUUUCAAGUCAAGCUCGAAUAAUCGAUGAUUUAAUUGAAAAGUCGCCAUUUAUAACUGUGUAUAACAAAGAUCGAUCUGUUAAAAUCAGACCGAAAAUAGAAUAUUCUGUUGAAGCAUUUGAUGCAUUUUACGCACGAACUCAUACAACUGGAGAUGGAAAUUGCUUGUACAAUUCUUUAUCAAUAAUAAAAAUUGGAUCUGAAGAACUAACACACUCAAUGAGAUUAUUGGCAGUCAAUGCUAUGAUUAAUAAUAGUAAUCAUUUCAAAACCAUUUGCCGUUUACUGAAUUAUUCAUUUGAAGAACAGUUAAAGAGAACUGCCACAAACGAACAAUGGGGUGGAGAAGUUCAAAUUCAUGCACUUUCUAUAGCAUUACGUCAGCCCAUUUGUUCUUAUGUUAAAUUUCUCGAUGAUCCAAAACGUGUACACUAUACUCCAUCUGAUAUCAGUACACAAGAUUUGAUUAACAGAUUUGAUAAUGGAACUGCAGGAGGUCAUCUCAAAUAUAUUGGAUAUAAGACAAACACAACAAACCAUAAGCAAUAUGAUAAUUUACCAUUACAAGCAUCUGAUCAAAAUCAAAACAUCGAUUCUACUAUUGAUCAAUUAUUAUCGAAUGAUUUCGUCACAACAAAUCAAUCAACUAUAGAAUUGAGCACAACAAAUACUAUUACAACUGAAAAUAAUUUCAUACAUAAUCCUGAACGAAAUCAAACUGCAGCAAGAAGAGCUAGAGUACAACCAAGACCACAACAACAUCACCAGCAACAAACUUCCCAAUAA
Rotaria sordida is the source of this 2673-nucleotide messenger RNA. The record is from the annotation of a GenBank genome assembly. NCBI's taxonomy places the organism in Eukaryota, Metazoa, Rotifera, Eurotatoria, Philodinida, Philodinidae.